UGGUCCAUCUGUUCAUACGGAAGUCAGUACUAUGACCAUCGAAAGGAAAAUUCGUCUUCUCGUAGCCCUUUUAUUUUUAAUUUUUCUUCAAAAAAUUUGGGCCAUUGUGGAAAAGGCCAAAAAUAAUGGUGACAUAUACAUAGUAAGUGAGGAGACAUUUCUUCGCAAUCAUCAUGGUUUGAUACCAAAGGAAUCUACUACCACUGAACCAACGGAGAGCAGUACCAAUAGAAAUGUGAAUCCCGAUUUAAUUGAUUUUAAUGCGGUCAUUUCCAUGUGUAAUUCGAGUUUUUCAAUACCUAUGGAUUACUAUAUCACAUUUAAUACUACGGCGGAACUACCAAAUGUGGAGGAUAAAACGGGAAUGUGUUUUAUUCGCUGUUUUUAUGAAAAGUCGCGAAUUCUGGAGAAUUGGCAAUUAAAUAGAACCAGAAUCCAAAUGAAUAUUUGGCCAGCAACUGGCGAUACUAUAGAGGUGUGUCAAAAUGAAGGUGCCAAAGAAAAGAAUCCCUGUGUACGAGCGUAUGCUAUAGGAAAAUGCCUGACCAUUCGAGCCCUAGUUGAUGCACCAAGUAAACCUAAUUAAUAUAUUGAAGUUCUAAACAUUAAUUUAUUCUCAUUAAGCCUCCAAGAAACAUUUAAUACCUCUAGCUUCUGAAAAACUUGAACAAAAUAAAUGGAAUCAAAUAAAUAUAU
Molecule: messenger RNA, 696 nt
Organism: Stomoxys calcitrans (stable fly)
Lineage: Eukaryota; Metazoa; Arthropoda; Insecta; Diptera; Muscidae
Gene: Obp84a
Product: general odorant-binding protein 84a
Exons: 4
Coding region: 32-586 (184 amino acids)
Molecular function (GO): odorant binding
Source: RefSeq, a predicted model, not a curated record